Messenger RNA from Geosmithia morbida, 1884 nucleotides. RefSeq names its product glutamyl-tRNA synthetase. The transcript has 2 exons. Gene Ontology annotation, biological process: translation; glutamyl-tRNA aminoacylation. Gene Ontology annotation, molecular function: glutamate-tRNA ligase activity; ATP binding. Lineage: Eukaryota; Fungi; Ascomycota; Sordariomycetes; Hypocreales; Bionectriaceae. The record is from RefSeq and is a predicted model, not a curated record. The coding region runs from base 1 to 1884 and encodes 627 amino acids. Gene Ontology annotation, cellular component: cytoplasm; cytosol; methionyl glutamyl tRNA synthetase complex.
AUGGGAAACAUUGACAUCGGUGCCCUCACCCCGGCCCUGGCCGCCGCCGACUUCAAGUCUCUCGAGCCCCUCCUCCUCGACCUCGAAAAGUACCUGACCCUGCGCACCUAUGUGAGCGGAUACGACUUCUCGCCCGCCGACAAGGCCCUGUGGGCCGCCAUCCGCAACAACAAGGUGGCUAUCGGUCUCGUCCGCAAGGGCAGCUUCUCCAGCGUCACCCGCUGGUUCAACUUUGUCGAGACUGUCCACCCCGAAGUCAAAGAGGACACGGCCAGCAGCAAGCCCAAGGCCAAGGGUGGUGCGAACUACAACAUUGGUCUGCCCAACACGGAGAAUGGCGUCGUCACCCGCUUCCCCCCUGAGCCUUCAGGUUACAUGCACAUUGGCCACACCAAGGCCGCUCUCCUCAAUGACUACUUUGCCAACGUUGCCUUUGACGGGAAGAUGAUCCUCCGCUUCGACGACACCAACCCGAGCAAGGAGAAGCAAGAGUACGAGGACUCCAUCAUCAAGGACACCGAGAGCCUCGGCGUCAAGAUUGACCGCGUCACCCACACAAGCGACUACUUCCAGGAGAUCUACGAGGCCGGUGAGAAGCUGAUCCGCAGCGGCGGCGCCUACGCUGACGACACGGACCCCGAGGUCCAGAAGGAGGACCGCAUGAACCGCAAGCCCAGCAAGUGCCGUGACCGCCCGGUUGAGGAGUCGCUGGCCAUGUUCAAGGAGAUGCGCGAGGGGACCGAGCUGGGCCGCAAGCACUGCAUCCGCGCCCGCAUCGCCUAUGACUCGAGCAACGGCGCCAUGCGCGACCCCAUCAUAUACCGCUUCCCCAACUGGCAGGGCAAGGAGCCGGCCCCCCACCACCGCACCGGCUGGACCUGGAACAUCUACCCCACCUACGACUUCGCCUGCCCCGUCGUCGACAGCCUCGAGGGAGUCACCCACGCCCUGCGCACCACCGAGUACGCCGAGCGCAACGAGCAGUACCACUGGUUCCUCAACGCCCUCGACAUCCGCCGCGUCAACCUGUGGGAGUUUGCACGCAUCAACUUCAUCCGCACCUUCCUGUCCAAGCGCAAGCUCACCAAGGUGGUCGACACGGGCAAGGUCAGCGGUUGGGACGACCCCCGCAUGCCCACCGUCCAGGGUAUCCUGCGCCGCGGCCUGUCGGUGGCGGCCCUCCGAGAGUUCAUGAUCAAGCAGGGCCCCAGCCGCAACAUUGUCAACAUGGACUGGAGCGCCCUGUGGGCCACCAACAAGCGCCUUCUAGACCCCGUCGUUCCGCGCUACAUGGCCGUUGAGAAGAAGGAUGUCGUCAUCGCCAACAUAGUCGGCGGCCCCGAGGCCCCCUACACCGAGGACCGCCCCAAGCACCCCAAGAAUCCCGAGGUCGGCACCAAGUCCGUCCGCUUCAGCAGCAAGCUCCUCCUCGACCAGGCCGACGCUGCCACCUUCGCCCAGGACGAGGAGCUCACCCUGAUGAGCUGGGGCAACGCCAUCGUCAAGGGUGGUCUGUCCACCGACGGCUCCCCCGUCAAGGAGCUCCAGCUCCAACUCCACCUCGAGGGAGACUUCAAGAAGACGGAGAAGAAGGUGACGUGGCUGGCCGACAACGAGGGCAAGCUCGUCGAGGCCGAGCUGUGGGACUUUGACUACCUCAUCACCAAAGACUCCCUGGAGAAGGACGACGAGAUCGACGACUUCCUCAACCCCAACAGCGCCUCCAUGUCCCUCGCCCUGUGCGACGCCAGCGUCGGAGACCUCAAGGAGAACGACUUCCUCCAACUCGAGCGCAAGGGCUACUUCCGCGUUGACAAGGCUGCCGGUCAGGGUCCCGAGGGCAGGGCUGUCCUGUUCAAGGUACCUGUUGGAGGUAACAAAUAA